Molecule: messenger RNA, 4107 nt
Organism: Polypterus senegalus (gray bichir)
Lineage: Eukaryota; Metazoa; Chordata; Cladistia; Polypteriformes; Polypteridae
Gene: tbx18
Product: T-box transcription factor 18
Exons: 8
Coding region: 254-1972 (572 amino acids)
Biological process (GO): cell fate specification; regulation of transcription by RNA polymerase II; morphogenesis of embryonic epithelium
Cellular component (GO): nucleus
Molecular function (GO): DNA-binding transcription factor activity, RNA polymerase II-specific; RNA polymerase II cis-regulatory region sequence-specific DNA binding
Source: RefSeq, a predicted model, not a curated record
CUCAUCCAUUGCUUUGCAGUCUACAAGUGCUGACAGAACAAGGCAACAAAUUUCAGUUGUUGCCCCCUCCCAUUUUUUCAUAUUCUGCUCAACGUUUACUCAUAGCGCUUCUCAAGAGUUCUACGAAAAGGGGAAUCUGACAGAUCGGAACGUGCAAAAGUGGAGAUCGCUCCGGAUGCACUUUGAAAACUGUUGGGCACAUUUGACCGGUUGUACUUUUUUCAUUUAGGGAUUUCGCAUUUGGGAUUGUGUGAUGGCAGAGAAGAGGAGGUCGCCCUGUACAAUGAGUUUAAAAGCUCAUGCUUUCUCGGUGGAAGCCCUUAUUGGAGCAGAAAAGAAAAGAAAACUGGACAGGGAAAGGGCGGAUUAUGCAGAGGAGGCAUCGAAAAUUCCUAAACGAAAUGACAGCUUAGAGAGAAACGAAGGCAGCUGCAUCUGCGACAAAACCCCCGAGACUGACUGCAGGAGCGACGGGUCUACCGAGAGCGACGAACUGCUGCUGACGAGCCCCUCUCCUUCUGUCCCCACGUCCUCGGCGGUGACAUCUCAAGGACCCCUCGGCGCUUCAGAAGAUAUCAGAGUGGAUCUUCAGGGAGCAGAUUUAUGGAAACGUUUUCACGAAAUCGGAACUGAAAUGAUCAUUACCAAAGCUGGAAGACGAAUGUUUCCAGCUAUGAGGGUAAAGAUGUCAGGACUGGAUCCUCAUCAGCAAUAUUACAUCGCUAUGGACAUAAUUCCAGUGGACAAUAAAAGAUACAGGUACGUGUACCACAGCUCCAAAUGGAUGGUUGCAGGUAAUGCAGACUCUCCUGUACCUCCUCGAGUUUACAUUCAUCCAGAUUCACCUGCCUCUGGAGAGACUUGGAUGCGACAAGUCGUCAGCUUUGACAAGCUGAAGUUGACAAAUAAUGAAUUGGAUGACCAGGGACAUAUAAUCCUUCAUUCAAUGCACAAGUACCAACCGAGAGUACACAUUAUCAGAAAAGAGUGUGGCGACGAGCUUUCCCCAGUUAAAACGGUCCCGUCAGGUGAUGGGGUCAGAGCCUUCUCAUUUCCAGAAACAGUUUUCACCACCGUUACGGCUUAUCAGAACCAGCAGAUUACAAGGCUGAAGAUCGAUAGAAACCCUUUUGCCAAAGGAUUUCGGGACUCCGGCCGCAAUCGAAUGGGUCUUGAAGCUUUGGUAGAAUCAUAUGCAUUUUGGAGGCCUUCACUAAGGACAUUGACUUUUGAAGAUAUACCUGGAAUUACUAAGCAAGGCAGUCCUGGAUCACCUUCAGUUCUUCAAAGCACUGCUAAUGGGGUCGCCUCUACUCAUGCACACCUCCUCUCUGGUGCUCCAUGCUCCUCUCCUGCAUUCCAUUUGGGGCACGGCAGUGGGCAGCUGUGUGCUGUAAGCCCUGCUGACUAUGCACCUUGCACCCGCUCUGGAUUAGCACUCAACCGCUACAGCAACACUCUUGCAGAGACCUACAGUAGACUCACCAACCCCAGUGGUGAAACCUUUGCACCUCCAAGGACUUCGCCAUAUGUUGGAGUGAAUGGCACAAACAUGUCACUGACAUCAAGCGAUGGAGAUGCCUUCAGUUGUCAUCAAUCUGCUCUGCCAAUACAGAUCUCAAGUAUUCCAUCCUCUCAGCUUCAAUAUAUCAUGCCAGGCCCUGCUAGCAAUGCCUUCUCAGCUAAUCAAGGACCUCAAGGAGCUUACAACAGUUUCAGAAUUCACAGUCCGUAUGGUUUAUAUGGAUAUAACUUUUCGACAUCACCUAGACUUGCAACUAGUCCAGAGAAGAUUACAUCAUCCCAAGCAAACUUUCUUGGAUCUUCUCCCAGUGGUACAAUGACUGAUAGGCAAGUGUUGUCUCCAGUGGACGGGGUGCACAUGUUAACCAGUGGACAGCAGAAUAUUUUUGAUACAAGGACUUUAGGGAACUUAGCGACUUCUUCUCAAGUUCCAGCACAUAUGGUUUAAAAACUGUCAUAUGAAACAGUGGAGGAAGAUUUUGUAGUUGGAAAGUAUAACAGAGAUAAUGAAAAAAUAAACACAUUAAAACUUUUUUCUUCUAGAGUGCUGUUAUGCAUUAGGCUACAGAAAAUGAUGUAACGGUAUGAUGAAAUCAACAGGCACGAUACAAAAAAUGGAAAAUUUAGCCCAUGCUUCAUAAAUCUUUUCUUAAUAUCACUGAAAGUGGACCUUAUUUAUUCAGAAAAUCAGGAACAGUGAAAACCAGAAGGAUACCACCAUUACUUUUUUUCUUGUGUAGACCUAAACAUUCAUUCAUUUGGCAAUCAUAUUCACUAUGGUUCUGUUUUUGGUAAAAUGACAGAAAGAAAAAACAUCUUUCUUAGUCAUCUGCACAUUUAAUGGUGCAUAUAAACUUGCAGUUGAUAGUAAAAGCUACAGAUGAACUUAAGUAAUGUACAUUUAAAGUUUCCAGACAUCAUUCCUUUUACAACAGUAAUAAUGGUAUUUCUGACAGAGAUUGUAAGUCACAUGUUGUCACUUAGUUUAUAAAAUUCUAGUCACUGGCUGUCUCUUUUUUUUUCUUUUUUUUUUUUAAACACAAGAUUGUCGGAUGCUGAGACUUAUGAGGAAUACGUAUCUUAAUUUAACAAGCAUGUUAGUUAAUAUCUUAAAAAAUUAUAUCCCAUACAAAAUUGGUUCUCCUGAUAUUGCUUUGUGUGGGUAUUGGCUCCUCAAAAUCCUGUGGGUUUAGAAAAUGGCUGGCCGAAUGGGUGAGAAUGUGCAUUGUCAUGGAUCAUCCCGAACUGAAUCGCAUUGUUUAGGUUAACUUCUUAGGUUCAUGACAAGGUCUACAACUUAAUUUAUGUGGCAGUGACUGACCAAAAUAAGAAUAUGGUUUUUCUUAAAUUUAAACCGCCUUUCACCAUUAGAUAACAACAACAGCUAUGAAUAGUUUUCCGGUUGCUUAUAGUAAAGUUAUAUUCUGACUGCAAAGUGGCAUCUCAUAUUCAUGUAAGAUAUUGUUUGUGAAUAGAAAGUGAUAUUUCUUUAUUGUAACCUUUCAACAGUUUUUUUUUUGCUUAUUUUAUAAUUCCAUUUUUAAGCCUUCUUCUGUAUUGCUGCAGUUACAAUAAUGUGCCUUGCUUUUGUAUCCAAUAUCCCGAAUGUUCUAUUUUCUUACAUGUAUUUAAAAUGUUCUCACUCUGUGCAGUCAGUUGAAGAAAAUCACCAUUUUUAAAGAGUAUAACUCUUUAUUAAUGUGGAUGGAGAUAUAUAUAUAUAAUUAGUGCAAAGUAUAACUUGCAAUAAAAUUGUAAAUAAGUAAUUCACAUACUUAAUGUGCUGUUAUAUAUUUUUUUUUUAGAAAAAAUAGGCAAUAAACUGAAGAGGAUUUUACGUUUGUAAAAAGCACAAUUUUCAAAUCAUUUACAAAUUACCUAUUUUCUGAUUCAUUUAUUGUCAUUUACUAUGUUGAAAGAAAAAGCAGGCCUGAGGUUAAGGUUGGGAAUGCAAGUUUACUUCAGGUAACAGGAAUCUACACUUACACAUGAGCAAACACACACACACCUGCAUGCACACACACACGCGCACACACACGCGCACACACGCACACACACACGCACGUAAUGUACAAUUUAUAGUAUUGUCUGUCACAAAUUGCUCUGUGAAAAAUGAGUUGUUCUUUUGCAGUGAAUGGAAAAUUUUUAUGGGCUUAAUUAAAUUGCUCAAGAUAAAGCACAUUUGUUCAUUCCUUAUUCAUUUUAAUUUUGUUUUUAUGACACAUUUAAGAUUAUGGGUUGUUCAGAAAAAUUAAAAACGUUUCUGUAACUUGCCAUGGUUAUUAACUAGUGAUGAACUUUUUGACACGUGUCUUAUAUUUAUUUUUAUGUGUUGGUUAACCAGUAAUGUUCUGUUACACCAGACACUUUAACCUUUAGGAUGACAUAGACUCGUUAUCAUUGUCAUCCUCUGUUUAGAAGUAAUUUCUACUUCACAUUCUCAUUCAAACAAGACAGCCAUAAACUUUAAAAACAAUAUUCACUUUUUAUUUGGUAGUAUUUGACUUUGUAUUACUUUUUAUGUCAGAAUUUUUUUUUCAGUUUUCCAGUGGAAUUAAAAGAGUUUCUUUGUCAAAGUCCAAA